Mucor mucedo is the source of this 366-nucleotide messenger RNA. RefSeq lists its product as uncharacterized. The transcript has 2 exons. Bases 1 to 366 code for a protein of 121 amino acids. NCBI's taxonomy places the organism in Eukaryota, Fungi, Mucoromycota, Mucoromycetes, Mucorales, Mucoraceae. The record is from RefSeq and is a predicted model, not a curated record.
AUGCCUUUGAUUGCCAAGAAUCAGGACCACAGUUUUCACGUCAAACAUAUCACAACUGGCAAGAAACGUGCAUGGGAUAACAGUGGUAUAUCUACAAAUGUAAAUCCAACAAAGAAUAUCGAAGCAGAUCUCAUGUCAAUCCUGCAUUACGGCCCUUACGCCGAACAAUUAUCCAAACGAUGCUUCAAACAGUUGGACAUCAGUUCCUGUCAAUUAUUGAACGAAGACUGGACGUUUUUACCUCAACUACGAUUUGCCUGCGCUCAAUUAAAAAAGCUAGCAUCUUGGCAAGCAAUCAAAAUGCAAACAAGUCGCGCGUCAAGUAUCUUUGCGAAUGACUUGCGACACCUCUCCAAUGUUUGUUGA